Molecule: messenger RNA, 2442 nt
Organism: Didymodactylos carnosus
Lineage: Eukaryota; Metazoa; Rotifera; Eurotatoria; Philodinida; Philodinidae
Source: the annotation of a GenBank genome assembly
AUGGAGCUGAUUCAACUUGUAUUGCAAGGACCUCGUCUUUCGCAAUAUGAUUUAUUUUAUGGAUUAUCAUUUUCAUUACGCAUUUCAUUUUUAAACACUACUAAUAAAGCAGCAUCUCACAAAAACGCACUCAGAACAUCCACGUCUUCAUCAGUGAAGACAAUCGAUGAAAAAUGGCUUCAUCCAGAUAUGACCAUGAACAAAAUUCAAAAAACGUACGGUCCAGUCAACGAAUUAAAGUUUGAAUUACGUCUGAGAUAUUUUCCUCAGUCAAUUGAAACAAUAACUCAUGAUAAGACAACAUUUGGCUAUUUUUAUGAACAAUUACGCAUUGAUUAUCUACGAACAAAAUCGGGUCUUGGUACAACGAGCGACAUCAUCGAACUUGGCUGUCUUGAAAUCAGAAAAUUAUUCAAAGAUUUAAACCCCACAGCAUUAGAUAAGAAAAUAAAUGUUGAUUAUUUGGAAAAAGAAAUUGGUCUGAGAAAAUUUUUUCCAGAAACUAUUCUCAAUUCUUACAAAUCAGCAAAAAUGACAUCGUUCGAAAACAUACUUGCCAUUCUAACAACAAAAUCGCCUAUUGAUCAUCGUGGAUUAAUGAAACUGACAGUUUCUGGAAUAAGCGAGCCGUUAACAUUUACUUUUUCAUCGUUAUCGGAUGCAAACGAUGUUGCUAUUCUGAUUGAUGGUUAUUGUAUGUUAGUUAAUCGCAAAACAGUGUCAAUAUGGCGACUGAUAGACAAUGAAUCAAAAACGUCACGUUCUUGUAUCUCACCUCCACCAUUUCUGGCUCCACAUCCACUUUUACUGAUAAAUUCGUCAGAUCAUUUGAACGAUAAAGAUAGCAAUGUAAAUAAUAAUAAAAACAGCAACAGUCAAUCAGCAUUGUCAUUUAUUUCCCAGCACGAUGAACACGAGGAUGAUGAUGAGUUAAAUGGCGAUUAUGCGGCGAUAUUAGCUCCCAACUAUCAAAUAGAUCGUAAGCAAAUUCAGAUGAUCGAAGCACUUGGACACGGUCAGUUUGGAGACGUUUAUCGUGGCAUUUUGAAAACUAAUCGGCAAAUCGAACUCGAUGUUGCAGUUAAAACGUGUAAAGAACAAGACUCUUUAACAACCGAAAAAUUUCUUGAAGAAGCUUAUGUCAUGCAGAAAUUUGAUCACCCACAUAUUAUCAAACUUAUUGGCAUUUGUACAACCCAUCCUAUUCUCUUGAUCAUGGAAUUAGCCAAAUUAGGCGAAUUGCGUUCAUAUUUGGUUGCCAAUCGAAAUGAUUUUGAUGUUAUUACAUUAUUAGUCUAUUGUCAGCAACUCAGUUCGUCCCUAUCCUAUUUGGAAACAAAAAAAUUUGUGCACAGAGAUAUUGCUGCACGAAACGUUCUUGUUUCAAAUCAUGAAUGUGUCAAAUUGUCAGAUUUUGGAUUAUCACGAGAAAUAGAUAAUUCCUAUUAUAAAGCAAGCAAAGGAAAAUUAUUACCUGUAAAAUGGAUGGCUCCAGAAUCAAGUAUACCGAAUUCGGAGGUAAUUGAUAAAAUAGAGAAUGGUGAAAGAUUACCAAUGCCAAGUCCAUAUUGUCCUCCAAAACUGUUUGAACUCAUGAAAGAGUGCUGGCGAUACGAACCUUCGUUGAGGCCGUCAUUUACACAAAUUGAAGGUAGCAUUAGAUCCAUACUCGAUAAUGAACGUUCAAACGUUAAGUCAUUUGUUCAAUUUAAAGAUCGCAUAUUAGUUCCAUUGAAUAAAGCAAUGCCACUAUUGCAGCAGACCCCAUCUUUUGAUAGGCCACUCAUUCCUGUUUUUCCCUCGUCUUCAUCAUCAAUAUUAUUAACGCCGACAACCACCUCUGAAUCUUUAUCAGUUUCUUUCUCUCUCUCGUCAUUUCAUUCUACCUCUCCACCAUCGAACGAUCCGUAUCCAUCAAAACCUCCGAGAGUGUCAAAAAAAGACAAUCUGUUGAGACGUUAUCAGACGAUAAACGCUCGUACUGGAAAUUCAUAUUUAAAACAAAUCAAUAAAGAGUCAGAGACCAACAGUUAUGUUACUGAAAAUCUAAUUGAGUUAUUUCAUUCACAAACAAAACAAAUCAUUAAUGCCGUAUUAACGUUGACACGUCAAACAGAUGGUGUCGAAACGGCUUAUAGACAACAAUCAGAAACAACUGCAGUCUAUGAUGAUAAAGAACGAAUGAUGCUCGUCAGAAAUGUAGCCAUUUCUGUCAGAGCUCUUUUACAAACGUUAGAUUAUGCACCAAACGAAGUCAAAGAAAUGUCUGAACAACGUUACAAUCAUUUUUCAAGUUUGGUUGUAUCAUUAAUUGAAUCUGUUAGACAACGACAAUACCAAAAAACGACUGAUUUAGCUGUCGAUAUUGCCAAAACGGCCAAGAAACUAUUUGACGAUAUUCUCUACGUCUUUAAAUUAAUCAAAUUAUCUCCGAUAGAUUAA